Molecule: messenger RNA, 1305 nt
Organism: Fusarium sp. VM40
Lineage: Eukaryota; Fungi; Ascomycota; Sordariomycetes; Hypocreales; Nectriaceae
Source: the annotation of a GenBank genome assembly
AUGUCUAUUCCACCUCAACUCAUUCGCGUGAAGCGCAAACGUGACGACGAGUCACCCGUGACCUUUCUUCAGUUCGACGAAGGCGCAAAACGACAUCGAAAUGACAGCAACUGGGUCUACCAAAGAAGAAAUCCAGGCCCUCAGUCUCCAACAAUAGAAGCUCCCGCCUCGACUUUCCGUGAUGCCAAACCCGUCAUUCACGUCUCCAGCCCUGGCAAUGAUGCAGACCAGACAAAGGAGGCUAUCACCUCCCGGGACGUCACCUCUCCCUCGGAUGCGAAGCCCGCCGAUGCCUCCAAAGCCUCUGAACUUCGACGUUUCCAUAUAUCAAGAAAGAUGAUGAUGGCUUCUGGUACAGCUCAGCCUUCCACCACUGGCCUCACCAAGAAGCCGCGCUACGGUCCUGCUGUUUUUGUCGAGAGAAGCCGUGCCAAGGCCAGUCAACGAGCAUCGAAGGUCCUCCAAUCUAUCCAGGCAUCAGUGGUGGUACCGUCUGUCCAACAAAACGAAACCGCUGCCAUGCCCGCCGACGGCAACCUUGAAGUGCGGCCCACGGAAGAACGACCACAGGAGGAGCGGCGCCUGAAGAAGCCGGCAGCGAGGAGCAGGCAGAACUCUCCUCUUCCUGGCCCCAACACACGCACUGCCCUACCAACAUCUGUCAUGAACCCUCAUAAUCAGGACUUGUCAAAGAUGGCGGAAGACAUGAACAGCUGGGUCAUGAAAGAGCUUGGCGCCAAUCUCCAAGAGAUGGAGCAAGAGAAGCAGAAGGCAGCUAGAUUCAAGCCUAAAGCUCCAGCAAAGAGAUACCAGGAGCGUCACCCAGAAUCAGCCACGAGCAACACGGAAUCCAACGACGUGGACAUGACCACAGGCGACGUGAGUGAUAUGGAGGACGAUGACGACUGGGUUAUCGAGGAAUACGUUCGUGUUCCCGCGCAUGCAAUGAAGGUCAACGUGGCGCCAACAGAUGUCGGCGUGUUGGUUCUCGACGGCAAGGAAGAGAGUAACUUGUUCUUCGGUCCUGAACGUGACGAAGACGAUGAGCUUGACGAGGACGACGAGGAUGAGAACGCCGAAAACUACUACACAGCAGACUACCCAGAGGACGAGGUGGAUUCGGACGACGAAUACGGGCGCCAUGCCUAUGGCUAUCGCAACGGGAACGCAUCCGACGACGAGGAGUUUGACAACGAAGACUUUGACGAAAGCGACAAUGACAUGGUACUCGAUAUCAACAACGACGAUGAUACCACCAUGGCUCGUAUCAGGACCUAUGUGAAACGCAGCCGUGCUUUCGCAUAG